Messenger RNA from Meira miltonrushii, 1001 nucleotides. RefSeq lists its product as uncharacterized. The transcript has a single exon. The record is from RefSeq and is a predicted model, not a curated record. Gene Ontology annotation, cellular component: preribosome, large subunit precursor; nucleolus. Lineage: Eukaryota; Fungi; Basidiomycota; Exobasidiomycetes; Exobasidiales; Brachybasidiaceae. Gene Ontology annotation, biological process: nuclear-transcribed mRNA catabolic process; rRNA processing; ribosomal large subunit biogenesis. The coding region runs from base 45 to 935 and encodes 296 amino acids. Gene Ontology annotation, molecular function: RNA binding.
AUUAUCAUUGCCUUCACCCAUCACGACCUUCAUAUCCUGCAAAAAUGCCACGAACAAAACGAAACAAGUUGGUCUCAUUGACAAAAACGCCAAAGCGAAACACUCGAUCAGCAAAAGGUGAAUUGAUCGAUCAAAUUCAACAAACGGCAGAAAAAUAUCCAACAUGUUGUGUUUUCUUGAUGACGAAUCAAAGAACUUCUUAUUUACAAGAAGUUCGAAGUUUAUGGAAAGAGAAUAGUCGUAUCUUUGUUGGAAAGAAUAGAGUAGUUGCAAAAGCGAUCGGAAAUGAUGAACAAAGUGAAGUUAAACCUGGUUUGAAUGGGAUCGGAAAACAGUUGCAAGGACCAGUGGGUGUUUUGUUCACUACCAGUUCACCAGAAGAAGUACAGGAAUGGUUUGAAGAUUAUUCGAGAGACGAUUUUGCACGAGCAGGAAAUGUGGCCACAAAAGAUGUCAUCUUGGAACAAGGUCCCGUUCAAUUGGCUUUGGAUCCACCAGAAACCCUACCGCACAGUUUGGAACCGCAAUUACGUGCUUUAGGAAUGCCAACCGAAUUACGUAGAGGUGUACCAACAUUGAUCGAACGAUUCAGCGUUUGCAAGCAAGGUGAAAAGAUUACAUCAGAGAAAGCACAAAUUUUGAAACAUCUUUUGAUCAAAGACUCCAAAUUCCGAUUGAUCCCCUUUGCUUAUUGGACAGAAGCGGAUGGAGAAGUGAAAGAAUUCGCAUUAAAGAGCGCAGAGGAUUCAGCUUUGAUUCAACAACAUAAACGUGCAGAAGCCAAAGGUAACGGACAGGUCAAACAUGCACGCAAGGCAGCCCAAGCAAUGGAAGAAGAUGAAGAUGAAGACGUCGAUCUUGAUGCAGAAGAUGACGAAGAUGAAGACCUAAUCGAAUCUCGCGAUAAGGCAAUGAUGAUGCCCGUUGGUGUUUAAAAGGUGGCCUUCCUAGAUUUGCAUUGUACUAUAGCACUUUUUUCUCACUCAAAUAAACGCAAUCGC